Messenger RNA from Perkinsus marinus ATCC 50983, 668 nucleotides. RefSeq lists its product as hypothetical. The record is from RefSeq and is a predicted model, not a curated record. Gene Ontology annotation, molecular function: ATP hydrolysis activity. The transcript is spliced from 4 exons. Lineage: Eukaryota; Perkinsozoa; Perkinsida; Perkinsidae. The coding region runs from base 28 to 567 and encodes 179 amino acids.
AAGAUUGAAUUUAUUUCACUACAACCUAUGAAAUAUCUCAUCACUGGUGCUCCAGGAGUCGGCAAAACAACUCUUUGCUUAAAGGUUCUCGGAGAGCUGCAGAAGGCAGGGGUGCCAUGUCAAGGCUUUAUCACGAAGGAGGUCCGCAACCCCGAGACCCAUUCUCGUGAUGGUUUCGACUUGAUAUCACUGGAUGGGGGCAUUCAUGUUCCUCUCGCCCGAAUAGGCUACCCAGGCCCUAGAGUCGGUCGUUAUGGUGUUUGCCUCGAUGACUUUGAGAGAAACGCUUUGCCGUUACUUGACGCCAUGCAUGCCGAACGAAAGGAUGGCUGUGUUGUUAUCCUAGAUGAAAUAGGAAAGAUGGAGUCAUGUUCGGAACAGUUUGAGCCCAAAGCCCUCCGAAUCCUCACUGGGAGGCGACCUUGCCUGGCCACCAUCGCUCAGAAAGGAGGAGGUGUUAUAGCAGCGGCUAAGAAGUUGGCAGGAAUUAACCUCAUCGAGGUCACACCAUCCAAUAGGGACAAGUUGGUCUCAGAAUUAUAUCUGAAUUUAUGUCGAGAUUGUUAGUAUGUCUCUCUUCCACGACUCGCGUUCGUUGUUCCCUUACACCGACGACUUGACAACGCAACUACACUGAAAUUUCGACAACACUACAGUCACUCUGUGAA